AUGUCAGGUGUUGGCGAAGCCCUCGCAAUUGUUAGCUGCGUUGGAGGGCUGGUUCAAGCCAUCGACGCUGGUCAGCGCAUCGUGAAACAAAUCAAGGACCGUAGACAAGCCCAUCGCAGCAACGGCGCUCUGCCACCAUCGGAGCAACUUGAGCAAACGCUAGCCAGUGGUAGACAGGAGAUUGAGAAGCUGGUGCAUAAAGGCCAACAGAGAUUUGGUUCUGAUUUUGAAGCCGAUGAAACCGCACGAGUAGCCCUCCUCCAGGUCACUGUUCAGAUCCAGAAUGCCCUUCUCAACCGCCUGACAGAGGCCCGAACAGAUGACGGCGUUAUCGACUUCGACGAGUGUAUUGACCUGUCUGAUCAAGGUUGCAAUGAUGCGCUCGUGGCGCUACAGGCGCUUUACAAGAGAAAGCUGGAAGAAGAUAUGGAGCGAAAACAGCGAAUGUCUGCAGCCAGCAAAGAGAUCGUUCAGGUGCAGGCCGAAGCCCUCGCCCAAAGUCCUACCACCAAAGCAUAUCAAGAGCCGACGUCUCCACCAACGAGAAUGCCUACUCAGGAUGUGCAAUCCAAUACAAGCAAGCAGCGGGCCGCAAAAGAAGCUGCUCCACUCCCGGUGGCUGAGCGCAAGAAGGCCAGAGCGUUCAGCCUCAACCCUUUUACUUCAAGAACGAAGACCGAGGCGCCUCCAUCAUCUACUCGAUCUCCGCCAGCUCUUGAGCGUUCGCAGACUGCAAGCCCAAAACUAGCACUCCAACGAAGGAGCACUACUGCCUCGGAUAUGUCUUCUGACAGCCCUGUGAAGCGGUUCUCGAUCAGCUCCGAAAGCUCCCACUCCACGGCGGGAGCUCCGAAGCAAGAUGCGAGCAAUCCAGCAUGGACUAUCGAAAUGUCACGCGCCUCAACCCUGAUGACCGUCAGCUCAGCCGUGUCCUCGGGGCCAACACUUGCCAAGUACAGCGGAUCUUGUAAGUAUGCAUACAAGGCUCGAGACAAGGGCUACAAAGAUGGACUGUCACCCGUCAACCUCUCCAUGCACUUCCAUAACUGGGUCUACCAGUGCAAAAGUAGCAACUGUCGAUAUCAAGCACUGGCUAUCCGCGACAAAGCUGGCGUACGGCUUGAUGACACGAUCCGCACAUCACAUGGAAUCCGAUACCGCGCGAUCUUCCUAGCCAAAUCUCACGUCGCGUACAAGGAGAAUAGCCAAGCGUGGCCGUACAUCUGCCUGUUUUGCCUUUGGGCCAAGAUUCCGUCCGAGGUGUACUACGACAUCAAUAAUCUGAUGAAGCACGUGUCACUUCAUAAAGAACCCACGAUAGGCCUGAAAGAGCUUCCUAUGGAAGGGCCACUCGUCUUCAGCAAUAUGGAUGUCAGUGCGGUGUCAGCGUUCGAUGUCGAGCUUCCGUACCUGGACCAAACAUCCCUGUCCCCUACAGCCCAGCAUAACCCAGACCGGGUUGUAGACAUGGUGCAGAAGCGAUUGGAAGCAGCUGGUUUAGAAGCGGAGAGCAAGCCAUCCGAACGAGUUCUCUCCAAAGCUGAAGAGCUGAGAGUGCAAAGCGACCCUUUUGCCAACCCCUGGGCUUGA
Messenger RNA from Cyphellophora europaea CBS 101466, 1590 nucleotides. RefSeq lists its product as uncharacterized. Lineage: Eukaryota; Fungi; Ascomycota; Eurotiomycetes; Chaetothyriales; Cyphellophoraceae. The transcript has 2 exons. The coding region runs from base 1 to 1590 and encodes 529 amino acids. The record is from RefSeq and is a predicted model, not a curated record.